AUGCAGUCCCCCCGCAUAGCGGGGAGGAAGCGAGGGCGGCCCCCACUCCAGCCGUCACCCAUCAAGGUGGCUGUGCACAACCUCUUCUCCGCACCGGCCGGGGCUCUGCCGCUCGUGAAGAUCCCAAAGAAGAGAGGAAGGAAGCCCGGGCACAAGCUGAAGUCUCGUGUUCUGAUGACUCCCUUAGCAAUCUCUCCGCCGAGAAGCACGCCGGAGCCUGAUGUUAGCUCGAUCCCCCAGGACGCAGCGACCAUCCCCAACUCGACUGCUCCGCAGGCUCUCACAGCCUGCAUUUAUGUCAACAAGCAAGCCAAUCUGGGGCCCUACCUCGACCGAAAAAAAGUGCAGCAACUGCCGGAGCACUUUGGGCCCGAGAGGCCUUCCACGGUCCUGCAGCAGGCUGUCCAGGCUUGUAUCGACUGUGCCCUCCAGCAGAAGGCCGUCUUCUCGCUCAUCAAGCAGGGCUAUGGAGGAGAGAUGGUGUCAGUCUCAGCUUCUUUUGAGGGAAAGCAGCAUCUCCUGAGCCUGCUGGCAGUGAACAGCAUCGGGUACGUCCUGCGCUUCCUGAAGAAGCUCUGUCGCAGCCUCCUGUGUGACAACCUCUUCAGCAACCAGCCUUCCCAGCAGUACAGCACCGCACCAGAAACCCCAGAGGUGUACGAGAACAGACGGAUGGAGACAGCAGAAACGGUCAUACCUGAGGAUUACCUGGUCGAUCCUGUGCACAUGAAGCAGUACAGCGUGGAUCCUGCCGACUCUGCCUUCAGUUGCAUGGGCUCCAUGUAUGCCACGCGGCAGAGUCCUGCAGAUGGACGUCCUGCUGGAGGCUCCUCUUCCUCCUGUAGCCAUCAUCCCACCCAGACGUCUUCAGGGGGGUCCUCCUCCACUGGCCUGCGGCACCAGAUCUCCAGCCCAACAAGGAACGGGACCUACCCUGAAGGAAACAGAAGUGCCUCAAGUCCUUCACCAGAACGACAAGACUCGGCUCGGCCAUCAAGCAAGAAUCCUUUGACCUGGACUGUGGAUGACGUGGUUUGGUUCGUGAAGGACGCAGACCCUCAUGCUUUAGGUCCCCACGUGGAGCUCUUCAGAAAACACGAGAUUGAUGGCAAUGCUUUGUUGCUGCUGAAAAGUGACAUGAUCAUGAAAUACCUGGGGCUGAAACUGGGACCUGCGCUGAAACUGUGCUACCACAUUGAUAAGCUCAAGCAAACCAAGUUCUAA
This is a messenger RNA of Cygnus atratus (black swan), 1224 nucleotides long. RefSeq names its product Scm polycomb group protein like 4 (gene SCML4). The record is from RefSeq and is a predicted model, not a curated record. Bases 1 to 1224 code for a protein of 407 amino acids. Lineage: Eukaryota; Metazoa; Chordata; Aves; Anseriformes; Anatidae. The transcript is spliced from 7 exons. Gene Ontology annotation, molecular function: protein binding.